AGCAUUAGCUCAGCCCGGAGAGAGGGAUUGGGAUCCAGAGAGGGAAGGAAGGAAGAAGAGAGAGAGAAAGAGGGAGGGAUAGAUAAACAGGUGGUCUGAAAACACAGACAACAAUGUCGUCCGGCGGGGAGAAGCGGGACGACAUUUAGUCCUCAUUUUCCCUGACAGGAAUACCGGGAUAACCUCGGGCAACAACAACAAAACCCCCUCCAUGCUCCCGUGUGCUUCCCACUCGGAUUUGUCCUCCUCGUCUCGGCUUUGCUCCGAACCUGGGGAAGUCCUCGGAGCCUGAGCCAUGAAAGUGACGGUGUGCUUCGGCAGGACCCGGGUGGUGGUUCCGUGCGGGGACGGGAACAUUAAAGUCCACGCACUCAUCCAGCAGGCUGUCAUGCGGUACAAGAAGGCUAUCGCCAAGGACGCAAACUACUGGCUGCAGGUCCACCGACUGGAGCAUGGCGACGGCGGGAUCCUCGACCUGGACGACGUGCUUUGUGACGUGGCUGACGACAAAGACAGACUGAUCGCCGUCUACGACGAGCAGGAGCCCCAUCACGGCGGCGACGGCACCAGCGCCAGCUCCACCGGGACGCAGAGCCCCGACCUGUUCGCCGCAGACCUCGGCGCCGGCAGCGUCGCCUCGGCGUUCCAGCCCUACCAGAACGCCAGCGAGAUCGAAGUCACGCCUUCGGCCCUGCGCGCCAAUAUGCCUCUCCACGUCCGGCGCAGCAGUGACCCCGCCCUGAUCACCAUCAACGGGCCAUUCAGCGCCUCGGAGUUGCGGGUCCAAACCGAAGAGCCUCCAUCCAGGAAGAACCCGACUCGCUGGUCCACCACUGCCGGCUUCCUGAAGGCUCGCCAUUCCUCGGGCACAAACAGCCUAGAGAGGAAGAGCAAAGGUUUGGACACGUACCGCAGCCUGCCAAGGGACGCAGGGACCUGGUCCAAUCAGAGAGAGUUUCAGAGAGACACGGCCAGGUCGUCACUGAGCGCCAACCACCCCAUGGUGGACCGCUGGCUGGAAAAACAAGAGCAGGAGGAGGAGAGCAGGGAGGAUGAGAACGGGCGAAUCGAGCCGGUGGGCCGAGCCGACUCCUGCAUGGAGCACACCCUCGUCAGAUCUCUGGAAGACAUUGUGAAACUGGUGGAGGUGUCAAACGACGGCGGGCCUCUGGGGAUCCAUGUGGUGCCUUUCAGUGGCAGGGACCGCAGGACUCUUGGCUUGUUGGUCAAGCGUCUGGAGAGGGGAGGAAAGGCCGAGCACCAGGGCCUUUUCCAGGAGAACGACUGCAUCAUCCGUAUCAAUAACAGAGACCUGCGAAACAUCCGAUUCGAACAAGCACAGAACAUGUUCCGCCAGGCCAUGCGUUCCCCGGUGAUCAUGUUCCACGUGGUGCCGUCGUCCAUGAAGGCCCACUACGAGCAGCUAUCGCACACCGAGAGGAACCCCUCGUUUUCCUCGGGACGCUUCAGCCCAGACUCGCUGUCCGGCAUCGAUCACAACCCACAGAGGAUAAACCGCCACGGAUCCCAAACGCAGACCCACCCGGACCCAAACAACGGCUACCCACAUCUGACCCACCCUGCCGUCACAGCGGCCAAACCUCCCACAGGCCACACCCACUCACCUCAGAGGGGGCUGAACUCGACGCCCACGCCGGGGUAUACCAAAAAAGUGGGGAGGCGGUUUAACAUUCAACUCAAGAAAGGCCCUGAAGGACUCGGCUUCAGCAUAACGUCGCGUGACGUCCCCAUCGGCGGCUCCGCUCCGAUCUACGUCAAGAACAUUCUCCCCCGGGGGGCCGCCAUCCAAGAUGGCCGCCUUAAGGCAGGAGACCGGCUGCUGGAGGUGAACGGCGUGGACCUGAACGGCCGGACGCAGGAGGAGGUCGUCUCGUUGCUCAGGAACACUCCGAUGGGCGGCGCGGUGGGGUUGCUGGUUCUACGCCAGGAAGACUCUUUCCCACCCCGAGAAGUCAGCGCUGAACCCCAGAAGCAAUCCCUCAGAGACCUGAAAAUGGAGGAGGAUGAACUAGUCCUGACUCCCGAUGGGACCAGAGAGUUCCUGACCUUCGAGAUCCCGCUCAGCGACUCGGGUUCUGCAGGUUUGGGCGUCAGCGUGAAAGGCAACCGCUCCAAGGAAAACCACGCAGAUCUCGGCAUAUUUGUCAAGUCAAUCAUAAACGGUGGAGCAGCCUGCAAGGAUGGACGACUGAGGGUGAACGACCAGCUGAUUGCGGUGAACGGCGAAUCGCUGUUGGGGAAAACCAACCAAGACGCCAUGGAGACGCUGAGGAAGUCGAUGUCAACAGAAGGCAACAAGCGCGGGAUGAUCCAGCUGAUUGUGGCCCGACGAGUGGCCAAGAGAAACGAGGAUUCUUCAGGAAACCCGUUGGGAUCCCAGCAGACCGUAAACACCAGUCUGGACGAUCACGAGCGCAGAAUCUCCCACUCCCUCUACGGUGGCCUGGAAGGCCUCGAUGACGACUUGAUGCCACGUCAAGGAAUGAUUCCACGUACAAUAGGAAACUAUCAGCUCUCUCCGACCGUCAACAUGCCGCAGGACGACACUGUGAUCAUCGAGGACGACCGCCCGCCGCUCCUGCCGUCCAACAUGUCCGACCAGUCCUCGUCCAGUUCCCAUGACGAUGUGGGCUUCGUGGCUGAUGUGACUCCACCGUGGGCCAAAGAGCUGCCUGCUCAUAACGAAAGCGCUCUGAGUCCAGAUGAAAACAAUCCGGACGUCUCGUUCCAAAGGGAAGGUUUCGGACGCCAGAGCAUGUCGGAGAAACGCACCAAGCAGUUCGGAGACGCCACUCAGCUCGAGAUCAUCAAGACACGCAAGUCCAAGAGCAUGGAUCUAGUAGCCGACGAGAUUAACCUCACUCCUCGCCCCGACACCGACGCAGGUUCUUCCACUAAGGACGUUGGACCUUCACUGGGCCUCAAGAAGUCCAGCUCUCUAGAGAGCCUCCAGACGGCGGUAGCAGAGGUCACCCUGAACGGUGACCUCCCGUUCCACCGGCCGCGCCCUCGCAUCAUCAGGGGGCGGGGCUGCAACGAGAGCUUCCGGGCCGCCAUCGACAAAUCCUACGACCGGCCAGCCGCCUUGGAAGACGACGACGAGGGCAUGGAGACUUUGGAGGAAGACACGGAGGAGAGUUCCCGAUCUGGGAGAGACUCUGUCUCCACCAUGGCGGACCAGACGCCGCUGUCCGCCGGCCCCGAAAAGCCUCUGGUCAACGGCACCAACCGCACCAAGGAGGAGAAGAAGAAGGAUAAAGACAAACCGGGGAAGGAGAAGAAGAAACAAGAUGGAGGGAAGGAAAAGGAUAAAGAGAAGGGAAAACCAAAGAAAGGAAUGCUGAAGGGACUUGGAGACAUGUUCAGGUUUGGGAAAUACCGAAAAGAUGAGCGGCCAGCGGAGAAGAUGGACCGGAAAGGAUCGAGCAAGUGGAGGACCGAGGAGACUCAGGUUUCUGAUGAGGAAACGAUGAAGAUGAGGAUGGAGCAAGAGAGGAUUCAAGCCAAGACGAGGGAGCUGAGGGAACGCCAAGCCCGGGAACGGGACUACGCGGAGAUCUUGGACGUCAGCCGCCCAUUGGAUAGAUCCUCUGAGGAGGAUCACACCUACUCCGGCGUGAACCCUCUGAACAUGGACAGCAGUCACAGCCGGGCUCACAGCCCCCGUGACGAAUAUUCCCACGUUCAUCACCAGCACCAGCACUCUGACUCUCUCUACUCGCCGGUCAGCCGGGCCCGAAAUGACCGGCCUCCAUCCACAGACAGCAACCGGCUAACUCCUAGCAACCACGACCGGAUACAGAGGCUGCGGCAGGAGUUCCAGCAGGCCCAGAACGUUCCCGACGACCCGGACGAUCGCAGGAGGACCUACAGCUUCGAGCAGUCCUGGUCCAACUCCAGCAGCAACGGUCCGGGCGGGUACAGCCAGCCGGGCCGGCACUCGGUGUCGGUGGAGGUCCAGAUGCAGAGGCAGAGGCAGGAGGAGAGGGACUCGUUCGCCCAGGCGCAGCGGCAGUACAGCUCUCUCCCUCGACAACCCAGGAAGAAUCCCAGCACCGUCUCCCAGGACUCCUGGGACAAGGCGUACCCACCUGGAGACGUCUUCCAGACGGCCAAAGACAACCCCCGGUACUCCAGCUACCAGGGCUCCCGGAACGGCUACCAGGGCGGCGGCGGCGGCGGCGGGGCAGGAGUGAACGCUAGAGUCCUGCUGGAGGCCCAAGAGCUGCUGCGGCAGGAGCAGAGGCGCAGGGAGCAGGAAGCCAAAGGAAAAAUGCUGCAGGAAGGCAGCAGGACCAGCGCCUACGAGGGGUACAUCCCCCACCUGAAGGAGCCGGGGUCGCCGAAGGGCCCGUACCGACACGACGUCCCGCCUUCGCCGUCGCAGCUAGCUCGGCUCAACAGACUGGGGUCAGAAAAGGGAAGACUUUUUUAUUCCUGAGGGGGGAAAAAAUUAGCAAAUUAGCAUCAGAACAUAGACAACGGACUUCUUGGCCUUCUUAUAGCUUAGCGACUAUCUUAAAGGCAAGCGGGUGUUUGAUGACCCGCACCAACUAUCAGUCACUCACCAACAACCAACAGACGCCCCAGUGCCUUGUCCACCUUCGUCGCCAUCACGGACCGACAAUCAGGCAGAGGAGUGGGCGCACGCGCACGAAUGACGCGUUCCAACUGCCGUUUUUCAGUUAGCUUUAGAAAGCUAACUGCUCUGAAGGAGAGAGCGAUUCAACUGCCAUUUUUCAGUUAGCUUCAAAAAGCUAACUGCUCUGAAGGAGAGUGAUCCAACUGCCGUUUUUCAGUUAGUUUCAGAAAGCUAACUGCUCUGAAAGAGAGAGCGAUCCAGCUGCCAUUUUUCAGUUAGCUUCAGAAGGCUAACUGCUCUGAAGGAGAGAGCGAUCCAACUGCCGUUUUUCAGUUAGCUUCAGAAAGCUAACUGCUCUGAAGGAGAGAGCGAUCCAGCUGCCAUUUUUCAGUUAGCUUCAGAAAGCUAACUGCUCUGAAGGAGAGAGCGAUCCAGCUGCCAUUUUUCAGUUAGCUUCAGAAGGCUAACUGCUCUGAAGGAGAGUGAGUUCCAACAGCCAUUUUUCAGUUAGCUUCAGAAGGCUAACUGCUCUGAAGGAGAGUGAUCCAACUGCCGUUUUUCAGUUAGCUUCAGAAAGCUAACUGCUAUGAAGGAAUGAAAACAGGCCAGAGAGAAAGAGCGGGUGUGCGUGCGUGUGUGUGUGUUAUUAAUAAAAGCCCUCCUCAUAAAUGAUUCAUAGUGUGUGUUAUCUCCUUGGAGGAGAGUCAGGCAGAGAGGGUAGGCAUCUCUGAUCCUCUAGCCUGGCCCCUCAGUGCGGCGCUGGGCUCCGCUCGCCCGCCUCCCUGCCUGUCUGUCUGGAGCUCCAUCUUCUCCUUUCAUUCUUCCUCUCUCUGUUCAUUACGCUCCUUUCUUCUACCUCAACACCUCCAUAUUUAUCCCCCCGCCUCCCUUCCUCCUCCUCUCUCCCGAGUCGGCGCUCUGCACUGAAUUUUUCAUCAGAAGCCACCUGCUGCCUACCGGAGCCAGAGAAACGGCGCCACCAGAGGCUCCGACAGAGGGCCCGGCUUCUGACACGACGAGCCGAAUAAAGGGAGGCAGAAUAAAGAUCGGCGGGGAAACAAUGCCGCUCCCAGUGUGAAAUUAGCAGCAGCCCCUUUAUGCUGGUUUUUAACAAAAGGCAAAAUUGUCCUCCGGAGUUAAUUGCUCCAAAUUGCCAUAAUUGCUUUUUGUGGGGGUUUUUUUGUUGUUUUUUUAUACCUUUUUAAGCAUUUAGCAGACACUCUUCGCUGCAGUGAUUUUAAAUAGAGGCAGCAGGUGGGUGUGUGGGGGGGGGGGGCAUCCUGCUUUUAAAAACAGCAGUCGAUAAAUGAACCAAAUGCUGCUGGAUUACAAAGAGCAGGUUGGAAAACAGCAGGAAGCGCGUAAAAAACAGUUUCUUCAUGCAGAUGGGUUCAAGUUGUGAGUUUGAUUCUGUAAAGGCAACAAUGGAGGUUAAUACAGUCGCAUUUAUGGCUCUCAGCUGGGAAAGUAAAUUUAAAAAGUAUGUACACCCCUUAAAGAUAAUUUUGUACUUUGAGGGGUGGCAAAAGCAAAUGAGGUGGAUUAGCACCUGAUGGAAUAUCUACUCUACUGCCCAUAAAUUGAGCUGUAAGCAUGUAAUUAAACAAAGAUGAUCAUAAAACAUGGUGGGCCUGACAUUACUCUGAACUAUAAAAACUUAAAAUGUCAAUCGGUAAAAAAAAUAAUAGUUCAUAUUUUCCAAAAAUAUAAACUUUUCCUAAACAGCAAAUUUGAUUAAUCAAUAAAUGAGCUAGGUUGUUUUGCUUAGCGCAUUUUGCUAACUUUGAAAAUGUUUAGCGCACUUAGCUUCCCCUUAAUACGUUUUUCUCGAGAAAGCUCAAAUUUAAUUUACUGUUUUAUAAACUUUAAUUUGAAUAAAGUUCAGCAUCUGUGUUGAACUUUUAUUGUCAAAUUAGUUAAAAAUGAUUCAACUAGUUAAAUGUUUAUAGUCAUGCUCUUAUUUUGAAGGGGGUGAAGACUGUCUACCCAGCAGUUCCAUUUCCUGUUCUCACUUCUGUCUUUUUAACAAAAUAAAACAAACAGAAUAAGAUAUUAAAUUUGUUCUCAAGGGUAGAUAUCAUUUGAAUUGAGGUUAGCGUGUUAGCAUUAGCUUCUGCUAAAUAUUGUGUUGCUUAGCAGAACUAAUAUUUACAGUUAGUGCUUUAGCGUUAGCUCGACCAAUUUUAUGGCCAGCGAUGUCCGCCACUACUUAGCCGGGUUUUGUGAUGCAACAAAUUUAACUCAGAUGAAUAAUUUCAUAAUUUUUCCCAACUUUACACUUCAAAACUCAAAAUACUACCAAGUAUUUUUAUUAGGUUUCUAGUGCAAAUAUCUUAGUACACUUGAAAUAAGACACCUUUUCAGCAAGAAAAGGGAGUUAAUUUUAAGUAAAUAAUUCUUGUAUUUAGAUAAACUACUAGUUUUAUAACGAGGCAUUUUUCCUGCUUUAGUGAAAAAUCUGCCAAUGAAACUAGUACUUUUUGCAUCUACAUUCAUGAAUUAUUGACUUAAAUCUUAUUUAUCUUACUGAAAAGUUACUUUUAAGUCAUAAGUGUACAAAGAUAUUUGCACUAGAAACUUGAAAAUACUUGGUAAGAUUUUGUGUUUUUACAGUGUUACAUGUCAUUUAUCCAGUUCAGUUCACAAAAUAACCUUUAACUUUUCUAAAACACAUUUAAACACAGUUUUACUCCAAAUUAUAUCAUAUAUGUAGUCUGAUUAAGGGUAAAUAAAGGUCAGCUGUACUACUGGGAUUUUUCCAUCAUCUUCUCAUUUGUUAGCUAAAAGCCAAAGUUUGGAAAGAAAUUAUAAAAUGCCAGAAGGAUGUCAGAGCACAAAGGUAUCAGUCAGGAGAAGACUAUAAGAAAAUGUACAGCAGUACCUAUUGACGGUGCCAUGGAGAUAAUUGGAGAAGAUAUGAAAACUGGAUAUUUUUCCCCUAAAAAAGAGGUUUUUGUCAAGUAGUAAGCUAUAAAUAAUCCAAAAUGUCAGAAAGUUUUGGUUCAAACCAAAGAGAGAGGAUAAGUUUCUGUUUGUGGAUCACAUUUAGAUGAUUUAAUGUGAAAAGCUGCUGAAAUCGGCACUUAGGCUGGUUGCUGCGAGGACCACAAGUGACACUGCAUUGAUCUCCUUUGUGUUAGCAUCGGUAAAAACCUGGAAAAAUUUAAUUACAAGCUUGGUUUGUAGCGUCUGGAGGUGGUAAUUUUAUUAUUAUUAUUCCCGGAAGCUUGGAAAAUGCUGAUAGGCAUAUUUUCUGCUCCAGGACAGAAAGAAUAAAUUAGUUUCAGAGGAGCUUGAGUGCAAAAUUGACCAUAACUAGCAAACAAACCAGACGGAGGUCCAACAUUAAAGAGGAAAUGAUGAAUAAAGCUGCGAAAUGGAUGAAAAGAUCAGAUUUUAUCAAAAUGAGUCUUUACUUCUACCCAAGGAGAUUUUAAAACAUGCAGAUUCUUUUCUGUGACGUUUGAUGCUUUUAAUCCCACAUUCAGACCACAGGAAGUGUUUCUCUGAUAUCUCAAAAAGUGCCUGAGAAAAUAUGUCUGAACGUUUCACACAAAGUCGGACGCGACGCGAUUCGUUUCACAGAACUACCUGUGGAUCGACAGCGAGAGGCGGCCGUCACCAUCAGUGUUUCUAUCCUGUUCAUCUUCAGCCAUACUGUUUAUUUUUUUGUUUUGAUGAAGCAUAACUGAAAUGGAAGUUAAAAAAAAAAAGAAUCUGAUGUGCAAUUGUUUUGUUUCCAGAAGUCUUUUACAUGAUGUUUGGAGAAAUGUAAACAUUGUUUCUGUACGUAUCAAGUUGGGAAUAAAGCAGAAAGCUGUUCCUGU
Molecule: messenger RNA, 8430 nt
Organism: Xiphophorus couchianus (Monterrey platyfish)
Lineage: Eukaryota; Metazoa; Chordata; Actinopteri; Cyprinodontiformes; Poeciliidae
Gene: pard3ab
Product: par-3 family cell polarity regulator alpha, b
Exons: 25
Coding region: 296-4462 (1388 amino acids)
Biological process (GO): intracellular protein localization; microtubule cytoskeleton organization; establishment or maintenance of epithelial cell apical/basal polarity
Cellular component (GO): adherens junction; apical junction complex; cell cortex
Molecular function (GO): phosphatidylinositol binding; protein binding
Source: RefSeq, a predicted model, not a curated record